AUGUCCCAGCCCCCCUCCCCGCACCCCCCGCUGCUCCGGGCGUCGGCGGCGGUGUACUACGCCGUGGCGUCCUUCUCCGUCAUGUUUGUCAACAAGGCACUGUUCACAAGCCUGGGGUUUCAAUACCCCAUUGCUGUGGCCUUUCUGCAGAUGUCCUUCAUGGCCCCGAUCUGUUAUCUGGUGGCCAAACCAAACCUUAGCUGGAAGAUUGCCGCCGGCAUUGGACCUCUGGCCAUAGUGAAUGUGCUGAAUGUGGUUGCUGGCCUUAUAGGCACGGGGGGCCUGAAUGUCCCCAUGUUUAUAGUCUUGCGACGCUUCACAUUGCUGUUGACCUUGGGAUUCGAAAGGUGGCUCUACAAGAAGAAACACACCACUACAACACAAGUAACCGUGGCCAUUAUGAUGUCUGGAGCCUUGAUAGCCGCCACGACUGACCUUCACAUGAACAUCAAAGGGUACCUGGCAGUGUUCAUCAAUGACAUUUUCACCGCCCUCUACCUUGUACUCAUCAAGAACAUGAAGGCAGCAAAGGAGCUCUCUACCACAGGGCUCUUGUUCUACAAUAGCAGCCUGUGCUUGCCCCUCCUGGCAGUUGCUGUUGUGGUGUCUGGGGAACUGUCCACAUUGCGGGCAUAUCCACGGCUGGGAGACACAGUGUUCAAGGUUGUACUUGCUCUGAGCACGGGCCUGGGGCUGAGCGUCAACCAUUCCCAGUUCCUGUGCACGCGUUUGAAUGAACCCAUCAUGACCACCGUGGCCGGCCAAAUGAAGAACAUAGUGUCAACAAUUGUGGGCACAUUCGCUUUUGGUGACUUCACCUUUGACUUUGCAAACGCUGCUGGAGUGGUAGUGAGCAUGAUUGGUGCCGUUUGGUAUGCCUUCCACUCCGCACUGAUGUCUCAACAAAAACAAGAUGUGCUGCCCAAGGUCAGCCAGGAAACAAACGGGUAUAGGAAUGGAAAACUGAAGAACUACACAAGCCUGGUGAAUGGGAACGGCAAAUACGAGGCGAUCCCGUCCAAAUAG
Ostreobium quekettii is the source of this 1026-nucleotide messenger RNA. NCBI's taxonomy places the organism in Eukaryota, Viridiplantae, Chlorophyta, Ulvophyceae, Bryopsidales, Ostreobiaceae. The record is from the annotation of a GenBank genome assembly.